Molecule: messenger RNA, 4335 nt
Organism: Glossina fuscipes
Lineage: Eukaryota; Metazoa; Arthropoda; Insecta; Diptera; Glossinidae
Gene: Atg1
Product: serine/threonine-protein kinase unc-51
Exons: 14
Coding region: 497-3121 (874 amino acids)
Biological process (GO): positive regulation of autophagy; protein autophosphorylation; autophagosome organization
Cellular component (GO): autophagosome; cytoplasm
Molecular function (GO): protein serine/threonine kinase activity; ATP binding
Source: RefSeq, a predicted model, not a curated record
UUCGAUAUAGAACAAUUGUUGUUUAACUGAACAAAGAAUUUUCUUUUAGAGGAGAGAAUUUUAUGAACUAUUAUAGAGAAAAUUAAAAACAAAAUAGUGAGAUAAGUUGCAACCUUAAGUAGAAAUUGAUUUUCCUAGAGGAAACUAGCUGAAAGGAAAGAGAACCGUGCUGCAACACAAUAUUGUAAUAAACGAAGAGCAUAAAUCUGUAUAUAUUUAUAGUUUUUUAUUGUUGUGCAAAUAAAUGAUAAGAAUGUUCUUUUAAUUAAAUGCAAAAAUAACGAAUGACUGAUAUAUUAUGUACGAGUUUGCGAAUAUUAAUUAAAUCCGAAUGAAAAACAAAUGAAAAAUUAAAUCUGAAAAAAAUCAAGUGUUUCAAUAAAAAAAGAAUAAGAGUUGUGUUGUAUAUAACUAACGGCAAGUCCAUUAUUCACCUAUUGUCUAAUCAUUGCAAUUAUCGGUUGAGUUAAAUAAUUUUUGUCAUUCGUCAUAUGAAAUGAAUAUCGUAGGAGAUUAUGAAUACAGCUCCAAAGAUAUGCUUGGCCAUGGUGCAUUUGCUGUCGUCUACAGAGGACGUCAUCGUAAGAAACAUUUUCCCGUGGCUAUAAAAUGUAUUACCAAAAAAGGUUUAGUUAAAACUCAAAAUCUUUUGGGUAAAGAAAUUAAAAUCCUUAAAGAACUGACUGAACUGCAUCACGAGAAUGUUGUGGCUUUAUUAGAUUGCAAAGAAUCACAAGAUUGCGUCAAUUUAGUUAUGGAGUAUUGCAAUGGCGGCGAUUUAGCUGAUUAUCUCAAUGUUAAAGGUACCUUGAGUGAGGACACAGUUAGAUUAUUUCUUAUACAGCUCGCUGGAGCCAUGAAGGCUCUCUACACUAAAGGAAUUGUGCAUCGCGAUCUUAAACCACAAAAUAUAUUAUUGUCGCACAAUUAUGGGAAAGCUUUGCCAGCACCAUCGAAAAUUACCCUAAAAAUAGCUGAUUUUGGGUUCGCUCGAUUUCUCAACGAGGGUGUCAUGGCUGCCACUUUGUGUGGUUCUCCCAUGUACAUGGCUCCUGAGGUUAUUAUGUCUUUACAAUACGACGCCAAAGCUGAUUUAUGGUCAUUAGGUACCAUUGUUUAUCAAUCUUUGACUGGUAAAGCACCAUUUUAUGCACAAACACCAAAUGAAUUAAAACAUUAUUAUGAAACAAAUGAAAAUUUGGCGCCCAAAAUACCGAGUGGUGUAUCGGUGGAAUUGCGCGAUUUGCUGUUGGGCAUGUUGCGUCGCAAUGCCAAGGACCGCAUUUCAUUUGAAAGCUUUUUCAAUCAUCGUUUCUUGCAAGGCAAAAAAGCCGUUGCCUCACCUGGAGAUAUUCCAGCAUCUUUGUCUAUGGGUACAACACCACCUACUAAGUCAAAGAGUCCAUUGCAACAACAAUUAGAGCAACAGCAGCAGCAACAGCAGCAACAAUUACAAAAGCAAUUGCAACAACAGAAACAUCAGCAACUAAAAAUGGAUCCAGACGACGAACCAGAUGAAAAUGCAGUUUCUGUGGUUGAAAAUCCGGCUAUUUGUGCAACGAUCACUAAUGUUGGUGUUUUGUGUGAAAGUGAAAACAACAGUGUAUCUUCGGGGUCACACGAGGAUUCUGAUGAUUUUGUUCUGGUACCCAAAAAUCUUCCCGAAGAUCAACAAGUUAUCGACUAUGAAAACAAGCAUUCCGCUAAACAAGUCCAACAACAAUCGCAAGCUCCAAUAGUUAUUAAUCAAAAUCAAUCCAGUCCUCCCCGACCUAGUAGCUUGCCUAUUUCUGAACCUAAACCGGUUCCAGCCCCGGUUCGUAAGUAUUCCACCAACACAAAUGCAGCUACAGCUCCGGGUGGCACACCUUUAGAUAAGAAUGUUUCUGUUCGUUAUAAGGCAAAUAAUGAGCAAAUUGCCUCACCAAAAUUGUCGACGACCGGGCAGGCAAUAAGUGCUCCACAAAUACCCCGAUCGCAACCGAUUAGUGUUAAACAGCGACCAGAACAUCGUAAAAAUAGCGUCAGUAAUGAUAUAAAUUCCAUAUCACCACCGGCUUUACAAUUUGCCAUUGGCACACCGCCAACAGGUCGUCAUCGUUCUGCUUCGGGAGGUUCCUUAUCGGAAACUCCUCCCCCAAGUGCGCCUUGCACAUGGCAAGUGAGUCCAGGUGGUCCAACUCAGUCGCCAUUGCGCCGUUCCGGACAUAGUUCUCCUGUGCUUCCGUCCGCUCUUACUAAACUUCCUACUUUGGGUAGCCCAACUUUAACGAUAGGUUCUUUGGGUUCGGGCAACGGUUCGAUUUCAGAAAAUAACAAUCAAUAUCCCAUGUUGGGUCCAAGAGCUUUCACAUUACCCGAAAUGGCUGCUACGGGUGGCUUGCAUACUCUCUUAGACACAAGUGGUAAUACUGGCGGAGGGGUUGGAUCCGAGACUCAUAAUCUGAAUGCAUUCCAUGUCCCCGAAUUAUCUGAGGAAACACUCAUGGACCGGGAACACAAUGAGACUUUAUCGAAAUUAAAUUUUGUUUUGGCUCUUACCGAUUGCAUACAAGAAGUCGCUGAUUCACGUUGCGCACCAUUAUCAGCUCUAAUGGCUGCAAGCAACAAUGAUCAACCACAAAUCCCACCGCAUGCCCCUGAACAUUGUAAACGAGCUGAACGUCUAGUAUUGUUGGUAAGGGCUUUGCAACUUUUAUCGUCUGGCUUAAAUUUGGCCUCGCAGCAAUUGCGUAACGGUGAUUUGAAGCCUUCGUCAAACGUUAAGAACGCUUUGCUUACCAUGAACUCAAAGUAUCGCAAUAUAUUGUUUGAAUCGAAGAAACUUAAUGGUACCGGCUUACUGCAAAAAGCCAAUGCGUUCAAUAUAACCGCUGAUAAAAUACUUUACGACUACGCUUUAGAUAUGUGUCAGGCUGCUGCGUUAGAUGAAUUGCUAAGUAAUACCAAAAAUUGCUUCGAACGCUACAAUACCGCUCAUAUAUUAUUACAUUCAUUGGUACAAAAAUGCAAUCAUCCACAAGAUAAAAUGCUACUAAAUAAAUAUCGAGAUGCGGUGGAAAAACGUUUAAAUAUAUUACAACAACAAGGCUACAUAUAUGUAACUGAUGAGAAUUCGUAAAUUUUUCUCAGUUUGUGUCCAGAUGGAAAAGAUGGACAGAACAAUAAGAGAGCACGUAAAACACAAAUGAUUUAAAUGAUUUUGAAUUUACAAAAAAAAGAAAAAAAAAAACAAAAAAAAAAAAAAAUAUCUUAGCGUGUAUUUUCUAUGAUCAUUACUGUAAUUUUAUUGUUUCAAUUAUUUUUUAAAAAAUUUUAAAUUUAAAGAGCAGCCUUAACAUUAAAUGCUGAAAAAAAUACGAUUGAGAUCGCUUCCCGUAUGAACGGAAUAUUUACUUAUAUACGGUGCGAAUUCCUUUCCCCCAAAUUCAAUUCAUUUAAUGUAAUAUAAUUUAAAUGAAUUUAUAUACAUAUAUAUAUAUAUAUAUAUAUAUAUAGUUUUGCUUCUAUUAUGCCAAAGUUUCGAUUCUCUUUCCCUUCUCAGUUAUGUUUAUGUGUUGGUAGAGCUAGUGAGAAUCGCUUAUGAGGACGAACAAUUAAGUCAUGAUUAUAAUUCUUUUCACAAUUUCUUUAAUAAAUUUUCAGUAUUCGUAUCCCUAUUGAAUAUAGGAAAUAAUUGAUUAUAUCAUUAUUUGUUUCAUUUCUAAGAUGAUUAAUUAACUUUGGCCAACUGAAGAUUGAUUUCUGACAAUUUCUUAAUUUUUGACAACUUGAUGGAUUGAUUAUUUGAUUAAUUUUUGGAGUAUUUUUUUCAUUUUUUUUUUUUUUUUUUUUCUAAUAAUUUAUGCGUCUUUUAAGUGGUCAAUCGAACGAAUCAAUAAUCAUAAAAGAAAGUAAUAUUGAAGAUUGAAUUAGUUCGAUAUGUUAAACGCUAUCCAACUACAAAUUAAUAUUAUCAAAAUAAUAUAUUUGCGGUCCAAAACCCAUAUCGAGUCCAUCCACUCGCUUAUAUCGAAAUCCAAUUGCAAUUUGUUAGCAACACGCCUCGAUGAUAGGAUUUGAUUGCUUCUGAAUCGUGAAUAGUUUUUUUAAAAACGUAUUUUAGACGAAUUAUAUUCGUGAUAUAAUCAACACUUUUUUUGGCUUUCUUUCCUACAUUGCUUUAUUUUAUGCACAUUUGUAUCAAGUUUUCUUUACGACUUUGUGUAAAAAAUUGUAAUGACAGCUUAAAAAAAAAAAAAAAAAAACAAACAAACAAACAAAACAAACCAAAUUUAAUAAAUUGAAAUAAAUAUAUGGAUUGUCUAUUUGAAAGUUGCAGCUCCUUUUUCUUAA